Chelmon rostratus (copperband butterflyfish) is the source of this 1582-nucleotide messenger RNA. RefSeq names its product 4-galactosyl-N-acetylglucosaminide 3-alpha-L-fucosyltransferase 9-like. The coding region runs from base 126 to 1289 and encodes 387 amino acids. The record is from RefSeq and is a predicted model, not a curated record. The transcript is spliced from 2 exons. Gene Ontology annotation, cellular component: membrane. Gene Ontology annotation, molecular function: alpha-(1->3)-fucosyltransferase activity. NCBI's taxonomy places the organism in Eukaryota, Metazoa, Chordata, Actinopteri, Chaetodontiformes, Chaetodontidae.
GUCUGGGUUCAGAGAGGAGGCAACAAGGAAGUUCUCUUCUGAAUGUACCAUUUAGAGGAAUACACAUCAGAAAAAGUUCUGUACUAUUUUUUCUACCACAGUGGUUUUCUAUUUCAAGGUGAACCAUGUCCUCCUCAGCCUGCCAGUGGACUUUUCUGCGCCCAUUUAUCAUCAGCAGCCUGUUGGCGAUGAGUUUUGUAGUUCUAUUCUUUACAUACUACAAGCCUGACAUCAAGUUCCCCACUUUUGACAUUUACAUGGGGAGAGGCAAUCAUUCCUGUCCUACAGUUGUGUGUGCAGAGGGACCACAGAUCCAGAACUCAAACGGCUCCACAGAGCUGCACAUUAAUCCAGAUCACAACGACAACCAGAAGGUCCAGACUGCAGCAGUGGACACUGAGCCUGAUACUAUUUUAUUGAUCUGGAUGUGGCCAUUUGGCCAAAGGUUUGAUCUCAGCUGCGAUAUUUAUAAUAUCGAAAGAUGCCUCCUGACAGAUGACAAGUCUCUGUACCACAAAGCCCACGGGGUUAUCUUCCACCACAGGAACAUUAAUCCAGCAAGUUUACCAAAAGAGCCGCGUCCCUGGUUUCAGAAAUGGGUGUGGUCAAAUAUGGAGUCGCCUGCAAACUCAGCUCCAAUCUCUGAUCUUAAUCACUCGUUCAACUUGACAUGCAAUUAUCGGCUUGAUUCAAAUAUUCCUGUGCCUUAUGGGCAUCUGGUGCCAGUGACACCUGAAGAUGAGAGUUUCAAAUUGCCAGCAAAGGACAAGCUGGUCUGCUGGAUUGUGAGCAACUGGAACCAGCGCCUUAAGAGAGUUCAGUUCUACAACGAAAUGAAAGAUCAUGUCAAGAUUCAUACUUAUGGAAACGCAUUUGGCCAUCGUCUAAGUAAUGAAGACUAUUUAAAGAUAGUUUCUAGUUGUAAAUUCUAUCUCUCCUUUGAAAACUCCAUAUACAAAGACUAUAUCACAGAGAAGUUAUACAGACCUAUGAGUUUAGGAACUGUACCAGUAGUUCUGGGCCCUUCAAGACAAAAUUAUGAGAACUAUGUCCCAGGAGAUUCUUUCAUUCAUGUCAAUGACUUUUCUACUCCAAAGGAGCUGGCAGAGAGGCUCAUUUACCUUGACCAAAACAAUUCUGAGUACAUGAGAUACUUAGACUGGAAAAGCAGGUUUAAAGUGAAAAUGUCUCCGUUUGGCAGAGAACAUGCUUGCAAAACUUGCGGCUACUUACAAAACCACAGAGGAUACCAGGCUUUUCAUGAUCUCAACAAAUGGUACUGGGGUUAGCAGAGAAAUAACAUUUGCCAAGUCUCAGUCUGGGAUACUGACAAUAAAACUCUCACAGCACACGUAGGCGUCAGCAAUUCCAUGUGAACUUUCUCCAAUUUCUACAAACAAAAUGCCAUCACAAUAAUUUGGAAGAUGUUCGGAUCACUGUGAAUCAAAAUAUUGAUUUGAUCAAAACUUGUCUGUGUGGCUGAAUAUAUAGUAUGCAGUAGGUUUUUGUUUGUUUUAUCAAUUAUGAGUUGUGAAACACUGCAUAAAUAAAAAAAUAAAUAAAUGUUUUUUUCAUUUUUGAA